This is a messenger RNA of Psylliodes chrysocephalus, 3617 nucleotides long. The record is from the annotation of a GenBank genome assembly. Lineage: Eukaryota; Metazoa; Arthropoda; Insecta; Coleoptera; Chrysomelidae.
UUCUGUUUUUGAUAAUAAAUGUUUUUCUUUUGUGAAGAAGGGUUGUGUCCGUGCUUUUCGUUUUGUAUUUUUAUUUACUAGACUUUAAUGAAUAAAGUGUAAAAAUAUCAUAACAUAACAUUGUUAUUUUGCAAAGCCAAAUUAAUUAAUCACAUUUCUAUUCGUUAGUUAUUUAUUCAAUAAAAGUCUGUGUAUCUAUUUAACAUUUUAGCUCAGUAAGGAUUAAUCAUCGUUUAUUAUUAUGUAGAUUCUAAAAAUGUUUUCUUCCUAAAUUUCAAUCAAAAUGCUGGCUCCUGGUGUAAGGAUUGUUAGAGGCCCUGACUGGUCCUGGGGAAAUCAAGAUGGCGGCGAGGGCCAUGUUGGAACAGUUUGUGAAAUUGGCAAGGCAGGAACUGUAGGAUCGCCUGAAAAAACUGUCGUAGUCCAAUGGGAUAAUGGUACUCGUACAAACUAUAGAGUUGGUUAUUGGGAAAAAUAUGACCUCAGGGUCAUUGAUAACGCACAAAUAGGUGUUAAACAGCCAAAUAUAAUAUGCGAUGGUUGUAGUGUGCAAGGUAUAAGUGGCAUGAGAUACAAAUGCAAUCAUUGCCGAGAUUACGAUUUGUGUUAUAUGUGCUAUCACGGAGAUAAACACAACACCACGCACACUUUUAAAAGAUUUGACUCCGUGACGUCCUUAGGGAUUGAUUUACCGCCAAGAUCUGAAGAAAGAAAAUGCGAAUUGAGGGGCAUUUUUGUUGGAGCCAAAGUUGUAAGAGGUUUCAGUUGGGAAUGGGGAAACCAAGAUGGCGGAGAAGGUAAAGCUGGUAUUGUCUUGGAUAUAAGAGGAUGGGACAAUGAAAGUAGUCGAUCAGUAGCGAAUGUAAGAUGGUUUUCAGGAUCCACCAAUGUAUAUAGAAUAGGUCAUAAGGGAAAUUGUGAUAUAAAAUUUUUAGAAUCUGCUUCUGGUGGAUAUUUCUAUCCAGAUCAUCUUCCAAUAUUAGGUCAAAAUAUUGAUCCAGUAGUUAGACCAGGUAGAUCUGGUCCUUGUCCAUUUACGGUAGGAGAUAAAGUCCAAGUAAAUGCUUCAGUAGAACAACUUAAAUCUAUGCAACAGGGUCACGGAGGAUGGAAUCCUAGAAUGGCUGAGUACAUUGGUAAAAUCGGUACAGUUCACAGAGUAACCGACAAAGGAGACAUUAGGGUUCAAUAUGAAGGUUGCAACAACAGAUGGACUUUUAAUCCGAUCGCUUUGCACAAGGUAAACAGUUUUGCUGUCGGAGAUAUUGUUACUUUGAUAAGUGAUGUCGAAAAAGUCAAGGAACUUCAAAAAGGACAUGGUGAAUGGAUAGAAAUUAUGAGAAAUUCUCUGGGAAAAUUAGGUAAAGUACUCAAAGUGUAUUCGGAUGGUGACUUACGAGUUCAAUUGGAAGGACAUGCUUGGACGUUACAUCCGCACUGCGUGAGAAUAGUGCCGGGAAGUGCUGCCGAGCUCGCAAAUACCAUGCAUGCCGUACAAAAUCAAAGACAAGAACCUUCAAUUCAAUGGUCACCUGCCAACCAAGCCGAGGUCCAAAGCAACGGUCUAGCGGAUCAAUUAGUUAGAGCUGCCGCUCAAGGUCAUGCGGACGUAGUUCAAAGGCUGCUGGAGAACGCUCCGCGAGAAACGGUGGAUGCCCGAAGUAGCGGCAAAACCGCGUUACAGGUGGCCGCUCAUCAAGGACACGCGCACGUCGUAGCGAUGCUAUUAAAAUACGCUCCGUCGGUUAAUGCUAGCGAUAAUGACGGUGAUACUUGUUUACAUUAUGCUGCGUUCGGAAAUCAACCGGAGGUGCUAGAUUUACUAGUAAAAACUGGCGUCGAAUUAAACGCCGCCAACCGUAGCGGAUGCACUGCCUUGCAUAUAGCAGCUCAUAAACAACCCGCCAAAUGUAUUCAGAUAUUAUUAGCUGCCGGCGCUGAUCCCAAUUGUACUGAUCUGUAUGGAGAUACGGCGUUGCACGAUGCCAUUGGAAAGGACAAUUUUCAAGUUAUCGAGUUGCUGUGUAAAGCUCAAGGUACUGAUUUUACUCUAAGAAACAAACGCGGCUUCAACGUAUUACACCAUGCCGCGUUGAAAGGAAAAACUUUCGCCACUAGAAAGUUGCUCAGCGUAGCCAGGCAACUAGUAGACGUGAAAAAGGACGACGGUUUUUCGGCGCUUCAUUUAGCGGCUUUGAACGGACACAAAGAUGUCGUAGAAACGUUAGUCAGAAUGGGUCAAGCCGAUAUCGAUUUGAGAAAUAAUCGAAAUCAGUCUGCACUGUUAUUAGCCGUUAGCCAAGGACAUUGUGGGGUAAUUGAACUACUCGUCAGACUGAGAGCAAAUAUUAAUGCCAAAGACGAAGAUGAAGAUGACGCGCUACACCUUGCUUUGACCAAGCUAAACCAUAUUACCGGCGAAGCUAAUCGUGAUGAUAGUCCGGGAAUUUAUUCGAUUUAUAAGAAUUUAGGGCAUUUUCAAGAAUGUCGAUUGGGCAUAUCGAUAGCUUGUUUUCUGGUACAAAUGGGUAUUGACAUAGAUGCUACCAAUAGUAAGAGCCAGACGGCGUUAAGUUUGCUCCAAGAUGAACACUUGCAAGAGCUCGUAAAAAGUUACAAACCCAUAGCCUUAGAAAAUAAUCAAGUAGAUACUAACCAACAAGAUGUGUGCAAUUUAGAAAACCUAAGUUUGGCUGAUAAUCAACGAGAGGGAUAUAAUUUGCCUGAUACACCUUCAAAAGCUAAUCCCAGUAAUGAGACUAGUAGUAGAAGGAGUCGACAGAGGGUAGAUAGGGAUAAAGUGGGCACUUCUCAAGACAACCGUACCGCUAACCAAAUACCCAAUAAGCCGGUGGAAUGUUUAGUUUGUUCCGAAUUAUCCGAAGAAAACGUCCGUCUCGAACCUUGCAAUCACAAACCGGCUUGUGAAGACUGCUCCUCCCGAAUGAAAAAAUGCCUGCAGUGUGGCCAACCGGUUCAAAAAAGGGUCACCAAAGAUGGCAGAGUCAUCCCGGCGAAAAGCCGACAACCGAGUGCGGAGCGCAUGCGAUACCUCGAAUGCAAAAUUCAAGAAAUCGAGGAAAGUCACGCUUGUAGUAUAUGCAUGGAACGCAAACGAAACGUUGUAUUUUUAUGCGGACACAGCACUUGCUCGAAAUGCGCGGACACUUUAAAGAUUUGCCAUAUGUGCAGGAAAACGAUUACCAAGAAGAUUCCUAUUUAUUAGUUGUCUCAAAUGAGGUUAGAAUUUAUUUUGAAUUAUAAUGUACAGGUAUUAUAGGUGGGUUCUAACUUGUGUGAAUUAAUUUGCGAUAAAUGAAUCAAAAAAAAAGUUUUAACGGAUGAGUACUAGUAUUAGUAAUUUAUAAAAGUUUUUACUGUAUUUUAACCGAAAUGAUGACUAAUUAAUAAAUUGAUAGAAUUUGCAUUUUAGAAAUACAUGAUCUAAUUUUUUUAAUUUAUUUUAUUUAUUUACGGGCCUUGCCCACUUUCACUACAAAGUUACAAAUAAUUACAAAAAAAGCUCAAACACAAAAUGAAGAUCCAAAAUAGCUUUACUAAAAAAAAAUAGAAAAAACUGAAAAAUGAUAUUUUCUGUAAACCAAAAAACAAACCCG